This is a messenger RNA of Melitaea cinxia (Glanville fritillary), 1809 nucleotides long. It is a transcript of the gene VAChT, whose product is annotated as vesicular acetylcholine transporter. The transcript has a single exon. Lineage: Eukaryota; Metazoa; Arthropoda; Insecta; Lepidoptera; Nymphalidae. The record is from RefSeq and is a predicted model, not a curated record. The coding region runs from base 1 to 1809 and encodes 602 amino acids. Gene Ontology annotation, biological process: transmembrane transport; chemical synaptic transmission; xenobiotic transport. Gene Ontology annotation, cellular component: membrane; AP-1 adaptor complex; AP-2 adaptor complex. Gene Ontology annotation, molecular function: acetylcholine transmembrane transporter activity; xenobiotic transmembrane transporter activity.
AUGGCGGAGGGACCACAAACAAUAUGGCAGAAAAUCGACAGCUCCGUCAUCCCCGUUGUGAACCUCGAAGUGCGGGAGGUCCGGGAGAUACUAUGGGAGAAGAUAAAGGAGCCUACAUCUCAGAGGAAGAUCAUUCUAGUAAUAGUGUCCAUAGCUCUUUUACUAGACAAUAUGCUUUACAUGGUCAUCGUACCGAUCAUACCCGACUAUUUACGAUACAUCGGAGCAUGGGGCGAAGCGGCGUAUGACCAUGUCGUAACUCUACCGCCAAUCCAAGAAGGUAAUAGGACCAUAAUACCGACUAAAAUCAUCCCAGCCUCGCACGAAGGUCAAGACUCAGCGACGGGAGUACUAUUCGCUUCGAAGGCUAUUGUGCAGCUGAUGAUAAAUCCUUUUUCCGGUGCCUUAAUCGAUCGUAUUGGAUACGAUAUACCGAUGAUGAUAGGGCUCAUCAUAAUGUUUCUGUCGACUUCAAUAUUCGCAUGUGGACGAAGUUACAGCAUGUUGUUCUUUGCGAGAAGUCUACAAGGGGUGGGUUCUGCUUUUGCAGAUACUUCAGGACUAGCCAUGAUCGCUGAUAGAUUCACUGAGGAAAACGAACGAUCAAAAGCUUUGGGUAUCGCUUUAGCGUUUAUAAGCUUUGGGUGUCUCGUAGCUCCACCUUUUGGCGGCGCGCUAUAUCAAUUUGCUGGAAAAGAGGUUCCUUUCCUCAUACUUGCACUGAUAUCGUUGAUGGACGGUUUCAUGUUGCUUCUUGUAAUGAAACCUUUAAAAACUCAAAUGAAAGAAGCAUCUGAGCCAAAACCUCCUGGUACCCCUAUUUGGAAAUUAUUGAUGGAUCCAUACAUAGCGGUUUGUGCUGGAGCUCUUAUGAUGUCUAACGUCGCAUUGGCCUUCUUAGAACCAACUAUCUCUCUGUGGAUGGAAGAUAACCUAACAAAGGAUAACUGGAAGAUCGGAAUGAUUUGGUUACCGGCAUUCUUCCCUCACGUGCUCGGCGUAAUAAUAACUGUAAAGAUGGCAAAGAAAUAUCCACAGCACCAGUGGUUGAUGGCAGCUGGAGGUUUAGCGUUGGAAGGCUUAUGCUGUUUCAUUAUUCCAUUCGCAAAUUCUUACAAAAUGCUUAUGAUACCAAUUUGCGGUAUUUGCUUUGGCAUUGCACUUAUUGACACAGCCUUGUUACCCACUCUCGGUUAUCUUGUAGACGUUCGUUAUGUCUCUGUAUAUGGAAGCAUCUAUGCCAUAGCUGACAUAUCAUAUUCUUUCGCCUACGCUGUUGGACCUAUCAUAGCUGGCGAAGUAGUCGAGAUGAUAGGAUUUACUGCACUUAAUCUAUUUAUUGCAUUUAGUAAUUUACUUUACGCUCCUGUAUUGAUGUACCUCAGGCACAUUUACGACUUUAAGCCCUUCGAGAAUGAAGCGAAUAUUUUAAUGGCUGAUCCACCUGACAAGGAGUAUCAAACUUACAGUAUGCAAGAUCAAAGGCCAGUAAACGGUGAAUUUAAAAACCACUUAGAAUACAGCAGCGUUCCAGGUCAGGGUGACUCGAUUCAGGAAUCCAACGUUGAUCAGUCAAGAUAUGACUACCAAGAGGGUUAUCAAAAUUACUCUCAAGGUUAUGAGCAGCAAGGUUUCCAGCAAGAGGCUUACAGUCAGCCUCGUCAGUUGCCAGCGCAACCACAGCCGACGGCAAGCAAUCCAUUCAGGGCGCCGGGAGCUGGACCCGCGCCCGCUUCGGCGCCAACACCAGCGCCUACACCUGCUCCAACACAGAAUCCGAUCAGGAACCCCUUCCGACAAGGCUUCUAG